Naegleria gruberi is the source of this 1521-nucleotide messenger RNA. RefSeq lists its product as uncharacterized. Gene Ontology annotation, molecular function: zinc ion binding; DNA-binding transcription factor activity, RNA polymerase II-specific. The transcript is spliced from 4 exons. Gene Ontology annotation, biological process: regulation of DNA-templated transcription. The record is from RefSeq and is a predicted model, not a curated record. Lineage: Eukaryota; Heterolobosea; Eutetramitea; Acrasida; Naegleriidae. Bases 1 to 1521 code for a protein of 506 amino acids.
AUGAUGAACCAACAAACAAGUCACCAACAUGCAGAAAAUGCUUCGGAAGAAAUAAUUGAAUCAUUUUCACCCUAUUCUUGUGUUUAUUGUAGAAAGGCACAUCGUAAAUGUGAUAGAAAAUUGCCAUCAUGUUCUAAAUGUAAAAGUAGAAAUUCGCCAUGUGAAUAUGUUGAUUUAAAAAGAAGGAAGAAUAUUCAAAUUGGAUCAUCAUCUGUUCAGGAAUGUUUGGAUUUACAAAAUAAUUUAAAACAAUUGAAUUUAAUGGAUGGAAAUGAUUUUGUACAAAAUGAUUUAUUUGCAUCUUUGAGAAUGAAUAUAAUUGGAGCUUAUUUUGAAAUAAUUUGUUUGGGAUGUCCUUUUUUGGAAAAAGAAACACUUGAAAGUUAUUUAUAUUCAAAGGAAAUUUUACAAUCUAAUAGAUUAAUACUUGCAUUGGUAUUUUCAAUUCAAACUCUUGUUGAGCAAAGAUUUGGAUUUGUAGAUUUGGCAUUUGAAAGUUAUAAGAAAACUCUUUCAAUUUUACCAAAUGAUAAAGCAGAUCAAUUUUAUGCAGCAUGUGUUUAUGUAAAUUUAGGAAUUUACUUAAUUGGAGAAGGUAAAAAGAAGGAAGCUAAUUUUUAUGCACAUUGCUCUGAUUACUAUUUUAAACAAUUAGAUUCUAAUUAUCAACAUAAUGAAUUUGAUAGAAAUUUAAUUUGGUUUAAAAUGACACUGGAAUACAUGUCUAGUCCAUUAUAUCCAUUAAUGGCAUCUCAAGAAUUGAUUGAUAAUUACAAAAUUAUAUUGAAACAUAACAUGCCAAUGGAAUGGCAAGAAGUAGUGAUGGAUUUGAAAAAUUCAACAAUAUCUAAUGUUGAAAGCAGAAUCAAAGUGUAUCAAUUAAUUGCAUUCACUUUACAGGGAGAGAGAAGAGUUGGAGGUUAUGGAGUUUCAUUAUGUGAAAUUAUUUAUUUAUCAAUGCAUUCAUGUAUUUCAAUUUCUUUCUAUUCAUUGGUAGAUCCAAUUUAUUUUAAAGAUCAAAUUUAUGCUGAAACUGUUAAAGCAGCAGAAUUGACAGAAUAUGAACUAUUUUCCUAUUCUGCCCCUCAAGUAAUUAUGAAUAUUCUAGUUGCUAUUAAGGUACAUUUAGAAAUGCAACAAUUAGUGGAGAGUGGACAAAUUACAGGAGUCUCCUUACAAGAUUAUUACAAAAUUAUUGCAAAGAAUUAUAGAGCUGUAAAUAUUUUGAGAAAAAAGUAUAGAGUGAUAGAUGCACAACAUUCAGAUAUUGUUACAAAACUUGAGGAACUAAAUAAGGAGGUAGAUAAGGAACCUUCGCCUCAGCAAUACAAUAUUGAUGAUAAGAUGAAGAGAUUGGAGGAUUUUGAAAGUCAACUCAGUUCUGUCAUGAAAAAAUUUGUUAGUAUGCUUCCAUUUAAAGAAAAAGAAAACCAGCCACAAAUGGAAGAACUCAAUGGAUUGGAAUUCUAUACAGACAUGUUUUUAUUGGAUGAUACAGAUGAUUUAUUCUUAGAAUUUUAA